UUGAGUAUCGUUCAGUCUUUAAAAGUUCAGUCAGUUAACCAUGUUUUCACUGGUUUUGCUUGCCUUGUCUCUAUUGACAUUGGCGUGGUACUACCUGAAACACCACUACAGUUUUUGGGAACGUCGCGGAUUUCCAAAUGACAGGCACUCCGGGAUUCCGUUCGGAUGUUUGGACAGCGUUUGGAGGCAGGAGAAGUGCAUGGGCUUGGCCAUAUACGACGUCUAUAAGAAGAGCAAGGAACGAGUGUUGGGCAUUUACUUGCUCUUCCGUCCGGCUGUUUUAGUCCGGGAUGCCGAACUGGCUCGUCGAGUUUUGGCACAGGAUUUCGCCAGCUUCCACGAUCGCGGAAUUUAUGUAGAUGAGGAGAAAGACCCACUGUCGGCCAGUAUAUUUGCUUUGAGAGGCCAAAGUUGGCGAUCAAUGAGGCAUAUGUUAUCACCGUGUUUCACCUCGGGCAAACUGAAGGCCAUGUAUAGCACAUCCGAGGAUAUUGGUGACAAAAUGGUGGCUUAUCUCCAGAAGGAGCUCCCAGAACAAGGUUUCAAGGAGGUGGAUCUCAAGAAAGUGAUGCAGAACUAUGCCAUCGAUAUAAUUGCUUCGACUAUUUUUGGUUUGGAUGUGAAUAGCUUCGAAAAUCCCGACAACAAAUUCCGAAACUUGGUUACUCUUGCAAGAGCAAAUAGUCGCUUUAACGCUUUGUUUGGUAUGAUGUUAUUCCUGGUGCCAAGCAUUGCAAAGUUCCUGUUCAGAGUGGGUUUUAAAAAUCCAGUUGGACUGGCCAUGCUGGAGAUUGUCAAAGAGACUGUUGAGUACCGCGAAAAACACGGCAUUGUUCGAAAGGAUUUGCUGCAAUUGCUAAUUCAGUUGAGGAAUACGGGCAAGAUAGAGGAAAAUGACGAGAAGUCCUUCAGCAUACAGAAGACACCCGAUGGUCAUAUAAAGACUAUUUCGCUUGAGGCCAUCACAGCCCAGGCCUUCAUUUUCUACAUUGCUGGUCAGGAAACUACAGGAUCGACCGCAGCAUGUACCAUCUUUGAGUUGGCUCAAUACCCAGAUUUGCUAAAACGUCUCCAGGAUGAAGUGGACGAGACACUGGCCAAAAACAAUGGAAUAAUCAGCUACGACGCCCUGCACAAGAUGGAGUUUUUGGAGCUGUGCCUGCAGGAAACCAUGCGCAAAUAUCCGGGUCUUCCCAUCCUGAACCGAGAAUGCACCCAGGAUUACACUGUACCCGACACCAAUGACGUCAUUCCCAAGGGAACACCGGUGGUAAUAUCGCUGUAUGGUAUUCAUCAUGACCCAGAAUACUUCCCGGAUCCCGAGAAAUAUGAUCCAGAUCGUUUCUCGGAGGAGAGUCGCAACUACAAUCCCACUGCCUUCAUGCCUUUUGGUGAGGGUCCCAGGAUUUGCAUUGCCCAGCGAAUGGGUCGUGUUAAUUCCAAGCUGGCCAUCAUAAAGAUCCUGCAGAACUUCAACGUUGAGGUGAUGAGCAAACGCGAAUUGGAGUUCGAAAAAAGCGGCAUUGCCCUGAUAGCCAAAGACGGAGUUCGAGUGCGUUUGUCCAAGAGAGUCCCCAAAUUGGAUUAUCAAUGUGGACCUACUUUGAGAACCGUUAAGUUCAGUGAAAAGUUCAAUCGGUUAACCAUGUUUCCGCUGGUUUUGCUGGUCUUGUCGCUUUUGACAUUGGCGUGGUUCUACCUGAAACACCAUUAUAGUUUUUGGGAACGUCGCGGAUUUCCAAAUGACAGACACUCCGGGAUUCCGUUCGGAUGUUUGGACAGCGUUUGGAGGCAGGAGAAGUGCAUGGGCUUGGCCAUAUACGACGUCUAUAAGAAGAGUAGGGAACGAGUCUUGGGCAUUUACUUGCUCUUCCGUCCGGCUGUUUUAGUCCGGGAUGCCGAACUAGCUCGUCGAGUUUUGGCACAGGAUUUCGCCAGCUUCCACGAUCGCGGUGUUUAUGUAGAUGAGGAGAAAGACCCACUGUCGGCCAACAUAUUUUCUUUGAGAGGCCAAAGUUGGCGGUCAAUGAGGCACAUGUUAUCGCCAUGUUUCACCUCUGGCAAGCUGAAGGCCAUGUACACUACGUCCGAAGAUAUUGGCGACAAAAUGGUGGCUUAUCUCCAGAAGGAGCUCCCAGAACAAGGUUCCAAGGAGGUGGAUCUCAAGAAAGUAAUGCAUGACUAUGCCAUCGACAUAAUUGCUUCGACCAUUUUUGGUUUGGAAGUGAAUAGCUUCGAAAAUCCCGACAACAAAUUCCGAAACUUGGUAACUAUUGCAAGAACAAAUAAUCGCUUUAUGGCUUUGUUUAAUAUGAUGAUAUUCUUGGUGCCAAGCAUUGCAAAGUUCUUGUUCAGAGUGGGUUUUAAAAAUCCAGUUGUAGUGGCCAUGCUUGAGAUAGUAAAAGAGACUGUUGAGUACCGGGAAAAACACGGCAUUGUUCGAAAGGAUUUGCUGCAAUUGCUAAUUCAGUUGAGGAAUACGGGCAAGAUAGAGGAAAAUGACGAGAAGUCCUUUAGCAUACAGAAGACUCCCGAUGGUCAUAUUAAGGCUAUUUCGCUAGAGGCCAUCACCGCGCAAGCCUUCAUUUUCUUCAUUGCUGGUCAGGAAACCACGGGAUCGGCCGCAGCAUGUACCAUAUUUGAGUUGGCUCAAUACCCAGAGUUGCUGAAGCGCCUCCAGGAUGAAGUGGACGAGACACUGGCCAAGAACAAUGGAAAGAUCACCUACGAUGCCCUGCACAAGAUGAAGUUCUUGGAGCUGUGCUUGCAGGAAGCCACCCGCAAAUAUCCGGGUCUUCCCUUCCUGAACCGAGAAUGCACCCAGGAUUACCCUGUUCCGGAUACCAAUGACGUCAUUCCCAAGGGAACACCGGUGGUGAUCUCUCUGUUUGGUAUUCAUCGCGACGCAGAAUACUUCCCGGAUCCCGAGAAAUAUGAUCCAGAUCGUUUCUCGGAGGAGAGCCGCAACUACAAUCCCACUGCCUUCAUGCCUUUUGGUGAGGGUCCCAGGAUUUGCAUUGCCCAGCGAAUGGGUCGUGUUAAUACCAAGCUGGCCAUCAUUAAAAUCCUUCAGAACUUCAACGUUGAGGUGAUGAGCAAACGCGAAUUGGAGUUCGAAAACAGCGGCGUUGCCCUGGUAGCCAAAGACGGAGUUCGAGUGCGUUUGUCCAAGAGGGUCCCCAAAUUGGAUUAAUUUUUCAAACUGAUGAAAUACAUUAGUUAAGUGGUAAUAAGCCGCUAAUAGCUACACCGCUAAUUUCAUAAAAAAUAAUAACCUCGGUUAACAAAAAAAAUAAUAUAUUCAUUGUAGUAAAUUCAAAAAUAAAUAGUGCAAUUUUAGUUGGA
Messenger RNA from Drosophila ficusphila, 3345 nucleotides. RefSeq lists its product as uncharacterized. Gene Ontology annotation, molecular function: heme binding; iron ion binding; oxidoreductase activity, acting on paired donors, with incorporation or reduction of molecular oxygen. The transcript has 6 exons. Lineage: Eukaryota; Metazoa; Arthropoda; Insecta; Diptera; Drosophilidae. The record is from RefSeq and is a predicted model, not a curated record. The coding region runs from base 41 to 3193 and encodes 1050 amino acids.